AAGACAUAUAUUAAAGCUCAGAAUAAACUUCCUUAUUCAUAUUUCGAAUAUGGAGAUGAAGAAUAUGAUGUUGCAGAUGAGGAAACCAAGCAAUUAUGUAUCGAUAUGCAAGAGAAAUUUAAUACAAUGCAAAAUAUUUUAAAUGAUACAAAUAUAACACAAAAUGAAAUAGAAAGAUUUGAAAGCUUUAU
Entrophospora candida is the source of this 191-nucleotide messenger RNA. NCBI's taxonomy places the organism in Eukaryota, Fungi, Glomeromycota, Glomeromycetes, Entrophosporales, Entrophosporaceae. The record is from the annotation of a GenBank genome assembly.